AUGAAUUCUCCGUAUGAAAAUCAACAGCAUGGACAAAAGUUAUUGAACAUUGUCAAUCGUGGUACAGUCGAUCAAUUAUUUAUCUUUUUACAAGGAUUUCAUCGGAUACCUUUUUAUAAUUUAACGGAUGUGCUGUCAUAUGAAGGUGUUAUCGAUGAUCAAAUUGAUUUCAUCGAUUGGGCAGGAACAAAGUACGAUGUCACUCCAUUGAUUAUCGCAGCUGGCAAAGGUUCCUUUGAGAAAACAAAAGUUCUUCUCGUUCAUGGAGCGAAUCCGAACAAGCAAUGUGCUACAGGUGAUACAGCAUUGAAUUUAGCUGUUCAUCGUCUGAAGUACCCAAUUGUUGACCUACUUCUUCAAUAUCGUGCAAAUCCAAAUCUGUAUAAUCAAUCUGGAAAAACAGCACUGCAUCGAGCCGCUGUCUCCUAUCCAAGUGAAGGUCUUCAACAUCUUCAAACGCUACUCAAUGCUGGUGCUGACCCAAAUAUUGAAGAUCGAAAUCAGCGACUGCCACUCGAUGAAGCAACCAUUGUUAAUAAGCCAGAAAUCGUCGACAUUUUCCUGGCACAUAAUCCAUCGUUAAUUCAGCGGGCGUAUCGUGCAGCUAUUAUUGCCUCUCGUCUUGGUGAAUUUCAUCUUUUCUUUGAUCCUUUUUCUCAAUACUUCCUUUCAGGUUAUGAUCAAUGUCUAUUAACUUUGUUAUCUUAUGGUUUGGAUCCAAAUAUUGCUGAUCGAACACGUACAGCACCAUUACAUGUAGCUGUUCGCGCAAUGAAAUUAUCCACUGUGCAAAUCUUAGUAGCACAUGGUGCUGAUCAGAAUUUAGCUAACAAUCGAGGUGAAACAGCCUUGACCAUAGCUGAAUAUUUGCCAGUAGAUCAACAGCAGAUUUUUAUCAACGCGUUGAUUGAAACACCACAAACAAUACCUUCGAAGCUACAAACAUAUCCAACAGAUACUGAACCUGCGAUAUUGGAUGUGUAUCCGUUACUUCGUAAUCAUUCAAAUUGGACGUUUGAUCAUGAUGAAUAUCGUAGUCAAACAGCGGAAAAUUCUUCCGUGCAAAACCUGCUUGAUGAUUCUAAUGAAACAUUUUGGUGUUGUACACAAUCGGAGAAUGCUUGGGUUACGUUUGAUCUGAAAUAUCAACAUUAUAUCAAUGGUAUUCAAAUCAUUGGAUGUGGUGGUUACUCAGCACCACGAAAUGGACAAUUAGAUGUAUCUAAUGCUGUCAAUGGACCUUGGCUGAAAGUGAAAGAUUUUACUUGUUUAUUAUCGCAAGGAAAUAAGAAUGAAUUCUUCUUUCCGUCAUUAGAAACUCGUUUCGUUCGAGUUAUUCUUCGAGAUAAUUAUGGUGGGGAUGACAUUCGCAUAGAGAGUAUUGCCUUUUUUGGCCUUCAUGUGCGUUUAGUCGAAUUGUUACGCGAAUAUGCUCUCGAAAACAGUCUUGGCACGUUAUUAAUGAAUGAUAUUAAUGAUCUCGAAACAUUAGUGGAGAAUCGUGAUGAAAUUCUGAAUUCAUCUAAUAAAUACAUGAAUGUUAAUGAGCAUUUUCGAUUUAUACGAUUGAUCGACUCAUUGAAAACAUCGCAAUUAACUUUCCUUGAAUGGUUUACUAUGCCACAGACGACAGUUAUUGCUGGGGAAAAAUUACGAACGUUCAGUGUCGAAGGCGAUGCAGAUGUGAACGAUCGAGUUCGACUAGAAGAAAAACUCGAAAAUAGUUCACAUGUUAACACUGCUCUGAUGAAAGACCUUGAACCCAUGCACAACCAAUCUUUAGCAGAAUUCUCUGAUUAUAUCAUUAAAUCUCCUGGCCGAUACAAAAUUCGAGUCGUUAGUGCUGAAAAUCCUCAGAUUUAUACACCAUGGCAAUCGAUUGUCGUAGGUCCUACCUUAUUUUACCUACCUAAACUAAACACACCAACAGAUGAAAAUUCUUACCUUGCAUCAACAACUUUCUCUCACACUCUUACCACAAAUGAUAACGAAAAGACAUUAGUUUGUCUAAAGAAACCAGAAACAAAUGAAGAUAAAAGAGAAACCCGAGCGUUUAUCACUAAGGUUUACGAAAGUGAAGACGACGACGACAAAGAAGAAGAAGAAGAAGAAGAAGAAGAAGAAGCAGAAUACGACAACGACGACGACACUGAAGACGAUACAUACUUGACUUCACUCAAAUCAGUUGAAAAUUCCCCAUAUUAUUUUCCAAUUACGAACGUGUCAUAUACAAUGAGUGCGUCACCAACGAAUUAUUAUGCACAACCGAGAAAUACACAUGAUCACGGUACAUCAGCAAAUGCUAUUGAGUAUAGAGAUAAUGAAUCAUACUCUGCUCAACGACCUUUUAGCAAUAAUGGCGAUUGGACGAAUACUGUGUCAAGACAAAAUAAGCCAAUGGUGCCAACGAGAUCUCAAGAUGAUGGUUAUUCAUCACAGAACGAUCGCCGUUCGAGAUUCGAUACUAACAAUCGAGAACAAUCAAAUAGUCAAGGACACAGAAGUCUAACACCAGAGAAAUAUCGACUUCUCAAAAGACGUCUUGAGAGAUUACAGCAGAGAGAACAAUCGUAUGAAAAAAAUAAACAUCAAAAUGGUCAUCGAUAUGGAUCAUAUAAUCAACCAAAACCAGCACCAGGACGAGACCAGUACGAUCCACAGCCAAUACCAGCAUCACUACGAGAUCGGUACGAUCCACAACCAAGACCAGCACCAGGACGAGACCAGUACGAUCCACAGCCAAGACCAGCACCAGGACGAGAUCAGUACGAUCCACAGCCAAAACCAGCACCAGGACGAGACCAGUACGAUCCACAACCAAAACCAGCACCAGGACGAGAUCAGUACGAUCCACAACCAAGACCAACACCAGGACGAGAUCAGUACGAUCCACAGCCAAGACCAGCAUCACCACGAGAUCGGUACGAUCCACAGCCAAGACCAGCAUCACCACGAGAUCGGUACGAUCCACAGCCAAAACCAGCACCAGGACGAGAUCAGUACGAUCCACAGCCAAAACCAGCACCAGGACGAGAUCAGUACGAUCCACAACCAAGACCAGCACCAGGACGAGAUCAGUACGAUCCACAGCCAAGACCGGCAUCACCACGAGAUCGGUACGAUCCACAGUCAAAACCAGCACCAGGACGCGAUCAGUACGAUCCACAACCAAGACCAGCACCAGGACGAGAUCAGUACGAUCCACAGCCAAGAGCAGCACCAGGACGAGAUCAGUACGAUCCACAGCCAAGACCAACGGCAUCACGACCACAACAUUAUAACGAUAAAAUUGAUGAUUACUAUGGUCAUCAACCAAACAAAGAAUAUAGAAUCGUUUCUGGUUCGCUUGUGCUCCAAGAAAUUCAACUAAGUAGUCAGCAAGGUUCUAAUUUUCAUAACUCAGGCUCUCCUUAUAUUCAAGGGACAAUAGGACGUCCGUUGGAUAAUCACCCAUCAAAUGAUCAAAAAAUUUCAAGCAAUCAACCAGCUCAUGGUGAUCAACCGCGUCCUCAAUCUUAUGUGGACCAUCGACCAGGUGAAAGCACGGUGCAAACAAACAGUAAUAGUAACCAAGAAAAUGAUUCGCCUAAUCAUUAUUCUAUAGGCAAAAACUCGACGCGUCCUCUAUCUCCACCCCUACCUGCACCGCAGCCAUCAGUUUCGAAUAGAUACUUUUUUGGCCCAAGACGUCCAGGCCAAGGCUUCGAUGAUGACAAUACAAACAACUGUAUAGUAUCCAGUUAUAGCCCAUUGUCACCAUCGCUCAGAGAUAACAACCGUUCAGAUCCGUAUUUUGGGACGCAAACCGAGAUUGGAACGAACACAAGUCCCCAAAUUCUAUAUGCAAAUCGACCAGGGCAAUCGUCAAACACCCAGCCUAUCGAUGAUGAAAACGCUUAUGCACAACUGGAUCAACAUUCUGCAGGAGGUAGCUCGCCUUCUGAACCUCCAUCCUUACGAAAAAAGCCUAAUCAAAACUUGAGUGGUCCUGGAAACAAUAGAAGCGGUGUUACCAGUUACAACGAUCAAGAUGUAUAA
This is a messenger RNA of Adineta ricciae, 4038 nucleotides long. The record is from the annotation of a GenBank genome assembly. NCBI's taxonomy places the organism in Eukaryota, Metazoa, Rotifera, Eurotatoria, Adinetida, Adinetidae.